Saccostrea echinata is the source of this 1515-nucleotide messenger RNA. RefSeq lists its product as uncharacterized. The record is from RefSeq and is a predicted model, not a curated record. The transcript is spliced from 5 exons. NCBI's taxonomy places the organism in Eukaryota, Metazoa, Mollusca, Bivalvia, Ostreida, Ostreidae. Bases 1 to 1515 code for a protein of 504 amino acids.
AUGGGAACUUGUGCGAAAUUUGAAAACGAAACUGAUUACACGUGCAGACUGGUGGAUUGUGACGGGGAAGUCUCGCAGUGGAGUACAGACGACCUUAAGCAGUACUGCAUUCUUAAGGACGCCUCACACAUUUCCUGUCUGGAAGUGUCUCUUCUGUACAGAGUCAUCGCCUGUAACGUACCCGGAUCAUACGGGUACUCCAACGACAUAUUUCCCGCGGCAAUCUGGGUCCGCAACGAUUGUUAUGCACAAUUCAAAGUUUGUUACAAAACAGAUAAUAUGAAGAAAUUAAGUAAUGAUCUGAACAACCCAUGGUCUAGCAUUCUCAUGAAUAAUAAAAAUGAGACAGAAAACUUGUAUGGGAAUAUUACCCACAACCAGUCUACACCGUACAACAAGUUCACAAAGAUUCGCUACUCCACAAACUUUCCUAUUAUUCCUAGACCGCCAAGACAAAAACCGUGGAAAUCUAAAAUAAAAAGAAAGCCAUCAAGUGCCGAAAAUUCUGAUACUGACGCGACAGAAAAUGUCCUUGCGGUUUCUAAAUUGCCCGAGACAACAACAAAAUCAGUCCAGGUUAACAACACAACAGUGAGUUCAACCAAACAGACAACAAAAGCGAACUUAAAAACGACCAAAGCAACCCAUCCUUCUACCAGUCCGGAAAACACAUCUGUUAAUAACCCGAGACCAGAGUCCGAGGCAAACAAUACUCUGCAGGAGAAAAAUCUGUAUUUCAUGAACAGUGGAGUGAUUCACGCAGGGGAAAUUGAUAUUGACGUCAAUGGUCGAAUUAAACAUCAUCACCUGUCUAACGACACGGCGGACGAGUUUGAGGUCAGCACGCCACACGGUGGUGGUUCCUCGCUGUCUGGAUCUGAGUUCCUGUUUGGCGCUGUCUUUGGGAUUGCUUUCCUUGUGCUGGUUCUGCUAGGCCUAGUCCUUUUUAUUUGCCGAGCUAAAAUCAAGAGGUGUGUUCACGGGAAAGAUGAAAACACAGGAACAACAGAACAGGAAAGAGACAGAGAUAUAUCUUUCAUCAGUGGGCCCAUCACGGCGGAAUAUCCAGGACACAGACCUAGACCUAAUGCUAACGUAGGGACCGUAAUCCGGAACACAAAUCCUCUCCAUAACCAGUUUAAUCAAGUAAAUCCGGGAUUCAAUCAACCGUUACCAAAUAACCAGUACUUCAUUUUACAACCAGAAAGCCAUUCAAACACUCCCCGCCAUCACAGAAAUUUACACAAUACAAAUACUGAGUAUGAGGACGAGGGCUCGCAUAAGUAUUUUGUUUUGGAGAAUUUUCCAUCGGAACUUAGUUGUCCUAAGGAUAAAGACGAUUAUGACAAUGCUGUGCCCCACCCCUGCUAUGGUGGGGUGAGUACAUUGCCUGACGAACACCCUCCUGAAAGCAAUUCAGUUGAUACUGAAGGAGAAAUUUUGAGAGCAGCUGGCUACCGUAGAAUCGGGGAUACGAAAAGACAGGUUCUUGAUCGUAGAGUGUCCCAAGUCUAG